GGGCUGCCAGGAAGGCCAACCAGAGCCACAUCGUUUAUGUGAGCGGUUGGCGGCAGCCCUACGUCCACCACUCGUUGGAGGGCGGUGGGUGGACGGCACUUCCCGGGGUGCCAUGCCAGCAGCUGGGGGACUCGGGAUCUGAACUGUGGCAUGUGUGCAUGAAGUUCCAUGAGGUAUGAACGGAGGAACAUAAUUGGCUCACGCUUCUUGCCCAUCUUGUGUCUUCUUUUGACGAUUUCAGGGCCUACAGUUCGUCCCGACGGAUGGCACCGGUUCUUGGGAUCACCCUUCUGUCACGGACUGCGGUAAGCGGUCAUCAUGAAGAGUGAUGCAGUGAGAUGGGUUUGUUGAUUUAUUUUCUGUCUCUUCCAGGUCCAAAUUAUCAUGUCCCAAGGGCCGGUGUCUUUCUUCUGUGCAAUGGAGAGCUGCGGCAGUUGAGGUCCGUGUCGUCAAGCAGCGGUGUCAUCCAUAUCAUUGUGAAGGAAUAUCGAUGCAUCGGUGAGACACAAGUGCAAUUUGGUUGACGAGUCGCUGCAUUCUUUGAUGGAUCUUUUGCUCUUCAGCUGCGAGGGCGGCGAGAUUUGAGAACAGCCAUGCUCCCACAUUGUCAGCUUCGUGGCCUUCACCCCCGCCCCAAAGCCAGAGCAAGGACCUCCGCCCCAUCACACCCGCCCCGCCAGCCGUGCCCAACACCCUGCGGCAGACGUCCACCAACACCAGGAGAGGGCAGCCGACCGCACUGUCGGCUCUGCCACCCCCGCCCUCAUCCGCUUCUCUGACUGCUGGCAAGAAAUUGCCAGCGACGCCCAGCGGGGGCGGUCUGGUUUCCUCUGGAGGGCCAGCUGCAGCAGCUGCGGCUGCUGCUGGUGUGGCCAAUCCGGUCACACCCCCACAGCCCUUCUCGCACGACUUCCCCAAGCUUGCUGGGCAGCCGGGCUCGCGUAUGG
Vitrella brassicaformis is the source of this 947-nucleotide messenger RNA. The record is from the annotation of a GenBank genome assembly. NCBI's taxonomy places the organism in Eukaryota, Vitrellaceae.